Messenger RNA from Closterium sp. NIES-65, 3759 nucleotides. NCBI's taxonomy places the organism in Eukaryota, Viridiplantae, Streptophyta, Zygnematophyceae, Desmidiales, Closteriaceae. The record is from the annotation of a GenBank genome assembly.
AUGGCUACCCCUAGUGUCCUCACUUUUGACGCUGAGGGUCGAGCCAUUGACUUUGAGGUCUGGGUCGACGACCUGCAGCUGUUCUUACAGUGCGAUAGGGCGGACGGUCUUUCUCUCUUUGACCUCACCUCUGGCGCCUCUCCUGCCCCUGCUGCUGAUGCUGACCCCACUGUUCGCUCUCAGUGGGCCACCCGUGAUGCAGCUGCACGUCUUGCUGUGCGUCGCCACCUGCCUACCGCUGAGCGCGCGCACUUUAGUCAGUACAAGAGUGCUCAGACCUUGUACGACGCUGUAGUUGCGCGCUACUCUUGCCCUGCCACUGCUGCACUGAGCCGCCUCAUGCUACCCUUCCUCUUCCCUGACCUUGCCGCCUUUCCCACAGUCGCUGAUCUCAUUACGCACCUCCGCACUAUCCGGGACCACUUCCUUGCGGUCUGUCCCACCACUCUCAUAGUCGACAGCCUAGAGAAGGCCCUCCUCAUGGCGGAAAAGAGCAUCGUCGCUGUAGGUGCCUCUCGGGGUGACCCCCGCGCCCCCAUCUUUGAGGGGUGUUCUCCUUCCCCUCUCUUGCCCUCUGUCGCCUCUGCCGGUGCGGCCGACCUCGUUGGUCUUGAGUCGCUCGGUGCGGCGUCUGCCCCUAGCGGGAGACGUCUCCCUGGCAAGGGCAAGGGGGGCAAGGGAGCAGGUGGGGCUAGCGAGGGCGGUGGCGGUGGAGGUGGAGGCGGCGGAGGGAGUGGGGGUGGCGGUGGAGGAGGUGGUGGGGGUGGGGGUGCUAGUGGUAGCAGUGGAGGCGGAGGUGGCGUCGGCGGCGGCGGUACUGGCGGGGGUCGCGGCAGUGGCGGAGGUGGGGGAGGUGGAGGUGGAGGUGGUGGAGGUGGUCGGAGUGGCAGGUCGCAGCGGAGCGGCACUGGGGGUGGUCAGCGCCAGCAGCAGCAGCAGCGUUCUCGCGACGUCCCCACCCCUCAGCAGCUCCGUGAGUGGUACACGCAGCGUCAGCGUGGUGGGGGACUUGGUCCCUGCACCUAUGUCCUUCGCACUGGCGACCGCGCGGGUGAGCAGUGUGGGGGUGCCCACUCCACCCAGCGCUGUUUUGGCCGCCUGACGGACGCUUGGCGUCAGCAGUUUCCGGAGGCCACGGAGAUCCCCCGCUGGGGAGAGCUGUCUAGGGCUGGCGUAGCUGUUUUUGAUCUUGAAUUUGAUGCUAUCCUUGCUGCCAUGUAUGCUGUGACCAUUAGUGAUGAGGGUGACUGUUACCGGUGUUUUCCGCCCGACCCGGGCAUUGAGACUGCUGCUCUAGGUACUGGUGAGGCUGCUGCCCUAGGUGCUUGCGACGCUGCUGCUCUCGGUGCUAGUGUGUCUGCGUCCUCGGGUACAGGUGAGUCUGCGCUCUCAGGUACUACGUCGGCUUCGGCCUCCCACAGCUUCACCCUUGACUCUGGGGCGUCUCGCUCCUUCUUUCGGGAUCGCACCACACUCACGCCGCUUAGUCAGCCGGUUGCGGUUUCCCUGGCUGACCCCUCUGGGGGUCCUGUCCUCGCUCACUUCUCCACUGUCCUCCCGUGUCCGGCGGCUCCCUCUGGCACCCUGUCUGGUCUCUACCUCCCCUCGUUCUCUACGAACUCGGUGAGUGGUGCUGACCUACAGGAUGCGGGAGUCCACCAGUUCACCCCUGCUCGUCAGCGGGGGCGCCAGCGUGCUACCCCUCACUCCUCCCAGUUUCCUCCGAUAGAGGCCCCGUUGCAGACGCUUCACAUGGACGUGUGGGGCCCAGCCCGCGUCCGUGGACAAGGUCACGAGCGCUACUUCCUGCUUGUUGUUGACGACUACUCGCGUUACACCACAGUCUUCCCCUUGCGCAGCAAGGGUGAUGUCACUGAGGUGCUGAUCGACUGGAUCCGCGCAACUCGUCUCCAGCUCAGGCAGAGCUUUGGCUCGGACUUUCCUGUUCUGCGUCUGCACUCGGACAAAGGCGGAGAGUUCUCCUCUGGCCUUCUGAGAGCCUACUGUCACGCACGGGGCAUUCGUCAGACCUUCACGCUUCCGGACUCUCCACAGCAAAAUGGGAUCGCUGAGCGCCGCAUUGGCAUGGUCAUGGACGUCGCUCGUACGUCUAUGAUGCAUGCGGCUGCCCCCCAUUUUCUGUGGCCGUUUGCGGUGAGGUACGCGGCGCACCAAAUCAACCUCCACCCCAGGGUCUCCCGACCGGAGACCUCCCCAGCCCUGCUGUGGACGGGGAAGGUUGGCGAUGCGUCGGCGUUCUGGGUCUGGGGAUCUCGGGCGUUUGUCCGCGACUUGUCUGCGGACAAGCUGUCCCCUCGCGCUGCUCCCUGCGUCUUCCUGGGGUUCCCCCCCGACGCCCCUGGGUGGCAAUUCUACCACCCCACCUCUCGCCGUCCCCCCUCGGUAGACCCCCUUAACCCUCAGGGUCCUGCCCCUUCAGGUGUGUCCCAGGUAGACGCGGUCGAGCCUGUCGAGGUCACUGGUGACUCUGGUGCUGCUGUGGGUGCUGAGCCUAGGGGUGCUGAGACUGGGGGUGCUGAGCCUAGAGGUGCUGCGCCUGGGGGUGCUGAGCCUGGGGGUGCGGAGCCUGGGGGUGCGGAGCCUGGGGGUGCUGAGCCUGGGGGUGCUGAGCCUGGGGGUGCUGUGCCUGGGGGUGCUAAGCCUGGGGGUGCUGAGCCUGGGGGUGCAGAGCCUGGAGGUGCUUUGCCAGGGGGUGCUGAGCCUGGUGUUUCUUCGCCUGGAGGUUCGCCGGGUGCUUCGCGUACUGCUGGUGCUGGAGGUUCUUCGACUGCUGAGGGUGCUACUGUCGCGGGUCCCGGAGCUGCUGGGCCUGCGGGUUCGACUGGAGUUGGUGCUGCUGAGGGUGUUGGCGCUGAGACUACCGCUGGCGGUCCUGCUGGCGGUGCUCCUGGUGUUGCUGGGGGUUCUGGAGCUGCUGGGGGUGCUGCUGGAGGUGCUACUAGAGCGGGUGCUCCUGCUAGGGGUACUGGUGCUGUCCCUUCUGUGUCUGGUGUCACCGCGCGGCCUCGACCGUACUUCGUUCCACUCCUGCAGCAGGUUCAUGGUCUUCCACCUUCUCCUGGCUCUCCUCCUCUCUUAGAGCGUCUACAGCCUGUCCCGUCCCAGUCACAGCUACAGCCUGCUCCCCUCUUACCUGCUCCUUCUCCCUACGCUGGUCCUAAUGGAGGUCUUACUGAGCGUCGUGAGCCUGCAUCUCGUCCUGCGUCACCUGUUCGUCCUGCACGCACUAGUGGUCGCAGUUCGUGUCAGCGUCCUCCUCCUGUCCCUGGCACGCACCGGAUGUCACUGCGUCCGUCUAGUGCUGCUCUUCGUGCCCCUUUUCCUUCUCCUCCUGAGUCCUUUCUUCCCGCUCUUGCCGACCCGGAGUCAGACUCUCUUCGUGCUGCCAGUCCUACCGUAACGCGUUUCCUUGCUACUGUUGUCACUGACCCUUCUUUCGAGUCUUCUGCUGCGUCUGCCCUCGUUACUGAGCUCGUCGACUUUGCUGCUCGCUGUCGCUUAGACUACGCUGCUAGUCUUGUCGCAGAGUCUGAGUCUUUCUGUCCUCCGUCCGUCGGGGGUGAGUGUGCCCUUGGCACGGACGUCAUCGAGGACAAGCAGGAGGAGUUACAAUGUCUGGCAGCCGCUUCACCGCAUCUCUUGUCCGUACUGCUUACCCCUGAGGGAGACCCGGAUGCACUUGACAUCCCGACUCCGCGCUCUUACGCGGAGGCGAUAGAGGGUCCCUACUCCUCUUAG